GUGAGAGUUGUGCCGGAUAAGUUUCUAUCGAGUUUUACACCCAACACCCUUUAAGGGCUAGGCGGGGAAGAACCAUAUAAAAAAUAGAAAACUCAGUUUUCACCUAUUUUCACGCGGUGUCAGAGUGUCCCAUUCCGGUUUGAUGUACAUUGAUCUCAAAAAAAUGCGGGAAUAUCGACGAAGAGUUUUCAACUUAUUUCGCAUGGUUAAGAAUGUUCUGGCGUCACAUUUUUUGAGCAAAUUACCCCGAAUUUUCUAGAGGUUAAGUCGUGAUGGGACAGCCUGACACCACGCGUAUUUUCAGAAGUCUUCAAUAUUUUUGCCCAAAUUGGCUGAUCGAAAAAAAAUUUGACAACAAAUUGCCCACUCUGUGGCUUCCUGUUCCUGAGCAUGUCCCGCCUAAUUAUCCCCAGUUUUGGAGACAUUUUCACUAAACUCCUCACAAGUGAGAGCAAAAAGAUAAAUUACUUGCAGACGUUUCCAUCAAUAAUCCAUCAUUUCUUUGUAAUGGUUAUAAUGUCUUAUGUUCUUUUACUGACAAUUUUUAUGUCAUGUUUGUUAACAUUUUCUACAACAAGCACUCCUGGAGAGACAAGUAUUUUUCAAAUUCCUUUAAUUAUAUUGUCAGUUACAUGUAUAACAAUACCAGCUCUUACCAUAGUUGUCAUUAAUCAAAUGUUCCAUUUGCUGGUUUUUCUAUUAACUGUCAAGAAUUGUUGCCAGUAUUUUUUCCCAUUCCAUAUUUUCACCCGGUUUUUAUCAAGAAGAAAUUUACCAGACUUUAUCUGGUAUUUGUAUGCAUUUUUCUUUGUAAAUGAACUGAUUGGAAUAUUUCUUUACUGGGCUCAUUGGUUUAUUCUGUCGUUUGAAGUAAUUGAUGUUAUUAUUAUCUUUUAUCAAACGGCAUACAUGAUUUUGAACAUUAUUCUCAUAUUCUUAUGUCCAGUUUGCUACUUUCCGAUUAUUUUAAGUCUUUGGAAAAGUAGUAAUCUACGUUCUGAAGAGCAUAUUUAUCUUCAUAACUACAUGUUUUGGCAGAGUGUACUCGUCUUGUUCUUCAAAUUUAUGGUUAUUAUGCUAAUAAUAUUUAUAUCCACUGCAGAAAACUUAAUAAUAUAUUUAAUAGCUGGUACAAUUGCAUUUGAUGGCUUAACAACACCUAUAAUAAUUCAAAUAUCCUAUUUGGGCUGCAACAGAAAUAAUUUGAAAAUAUUAUUAACAUCGUUCAAUUUCAAAAAGUUCUUUGCAGUUAUUUUUGGGUGCACGGGACGUAAUGUGGUGCACCCACAAGUGUUUUUAGUUCCCGUUGUCACAUAA
This is a messenger RNA of Caenorhabditis elegans, 1317 nucleotides long. It is a transcript of the gene srz-85, whose product is annotated as Serpentine Receptor, class Z. Lineage: Eukaryota; Metazoa; Nematoda; Chromadorea; Rhabditida; Rhabditidae. The transcript is spliced from 4 exons. The record is from RefSeq and is marked reviewed. Bases 391 to 1317 code for a protein of 308 amino acids.